AUGUUUGAUGGCGAAUUCGUGAAAUCUUCCCCCAUGACAAGAAGAGAAGAUCCAUCGUCUAAAUGCAAGACAUCAAAUCGUUCUGAGUCAGUCGGCCAGUACGUCAUGUCUCCAAACUCCUCCCUUAAGUACAACGAAUUCGUUUCCACCUGAGAAAUACAAUUUUCCUCGUUUGUUGUUUUCAGUGUUGAAGAUUUCACUCCCAACACAACUGCUCGCAGGAUAACCACAGUUAAACACGAUCUAAAUUUUGGUUAAGAUUACUUAAUCUUGCAAAUCUUGCAUUGUUGCAGUCAUGUUAUCGGGCAAUUUUGCAAGACUCCAAAUGUAAAUACAACGUGUAUUGCCUGAAAAGCUCGAGAAGCCUCGAAACUGUCAUAUUCCCCGCUGCUAUUCGUAAUUUAAACACUUUUCCGUCCCUAGUCAAAUCAAAGGUUUUAUUGCUUGCCAUGAUGUCGGCGAACGGACAGUCCGAAAGAGCGCGAAACUUUCACUUCCUUCGCAGACUACAGGCGAGCCAUUAGGGAGGGGGUGGUAUCAGAAAUUUACCCCCUCCCUCUCCCUCUCCCUCACCUUCAUUCUAUCCAUGUUUUACAGUAUGGUGUCUUAAAAGUCGAUAGAGCUACAUCACCCGCUCCAAUAUGCUCAAAUACGAAGUCUAAGAUCUUUUUAACUUCUUAGCUAACAUCCAAAGUCUGGCUGCUCGCUGAACUGAGGAAGACGCUCCAAAACGGCGCUGGGGGCAAAAAUUACCGUGGGAAUGAACCCCUCCCCCUCCCUCUUGGGUAGUUCUGUCAACAAUUUUCUGUGUUUUGGCCGAAAAACAAAAGUUGAAAUUGGAAUUAAUUUUCAAUUUUUAGACUUCCGCCGAAAACAGAAAAACUUAGCCAUGCCAUAGACUGCAACAUUGUUGGAAAAGUAAAAUUGCAGCUCAGUUUCAUUUUUUUCUUUAUUGUUGACAGGAUUAAUGUAAAAAUAUAAAAAGGAAAAAAAGUAAAAAAUUUUCGAUUUGGCACGCGUAUUAUUUAUGAUAAAAAAUAAAAAUAAAAAAUUGACAUCGAUUUUCAAUUUUUGAUUUUAAACGAAAACUGAAUAGACGAAUGACAGGCGGACCUAGAAAGGGGUUGCAGGGGAAGUUACCUUUUCUAAUUAAUUGUUCCCUCUUGCAUAAGGUGGUGGUGGAGGCGGAUUUUAUUACAGUGGAAAAAGUGGAAGGAAUUAUGGUGGAACCACGGGAAAAGGUGGAGAGGGCGGUAAGGGAUAUCUGGAUGGAGCGUUGGGUGGUGGAGCCACGAUUAAAGAUGUUGUGGGUGGGUUUGGUGGUGGUGGUGGCGGAGUACAUAAAUAUAGCCAAGGAGGAGGAGGAGGUGGGUACUCUGGUGGAAGAAGUGGAGCCAAUGCAAUGAAUUCCUGUGGCGGUGGGGGAAGAUCUUUCAAUGCUAGGAAAAAUCAGAUAAAUGAACGCUGUUGCAAGAUAUCCACGCAUGGUCAGGUAACUAUAACGUUUUUGUUGGAUUUUUGA
Molecule: messenger RNA, 1522 nt
Organism: Pocillopora meandrina
Lineage: Eukaryota; Metazoa; Cnidaria; Anthozoa; Scleractinia; Pocilloporidae
Source: the annotation of a GenBank genome assembly